GAUAUUUCAAUUUAUUUCUAUAUCCAAAAUGACUUAAAUCCAAGUAAUUGAUCUAAUGACCGAAAUCUGUUUUGAUCUCAUAAAUUCAAGGUAAAAUCUAUCUUACAAAAGCAUGAUUUAUUUCUAAAAUCUAUAUCAAUCUCGAAAUGGCUAGCCUUCUAACUCGUCACUUCCCGUGGUUUUCCCGUACUCAGUUUCGCUUCAUGAAAUGGUGGACUAGGAAAAACUACGAGAUACACUCAGUGGCACUUAUCAGAAAAUGGUAACCAUUGCAUUUCGAGCUCAGAUUGGCAGGAACUUAGAGGUCUAUGUUGAUGAUAUUGUUGUGAAGAGCUUGAAAGCUGAAGAUCAUAUAGUUGACCUAAAGGAAACUUUCACUAAUUUGAGGAAGAACAGAAUGCGGUUAAAUUCGGCCCAAUGUAUCUUUGGAGUGGAAUUUGGAAAAUUUCUAGGUUUCAUGGCUUCCAGAUGGGGUAUUGAAGUUAACCCAAAAAAGAUCGAAGCGAUAAAGGACAUAGGACCUCCCAGGUCGGUGAAAGAGGUGUAGAGGCUAACUGGUAGGGUGGCAGCCCUCCAUAGAUUUGUUUCCAAAUCUGUUGACAAGUGUCUCCCAUUUUUCAAGAUUAUGAGAUCGGUGACUCAAAAAGACGAAUCUGGCAAAUAGAGGAAGUUUGAGUGG
Rubroshorea leprosula is the source of this 679-nucleotide messenger RNA. Lineage: Eukaryota; Viridiplantae; Streptophyta; Magnoliopsida; Malvales; Dipterocarpaceae. The record is from the annotation of a GenBank genome assembly.